CAUGAUUGCAUACUGCCAUACGUGUCUUUUUCAAUAAGGUUCCCCACUAUAACACCAUUGUCUACUUCUAACAACAUUCACCACCACCCUUAUCUCGUUGUUCUCUCUUGUGAUUUUUAUCAAUGUCAAACUCUGAAUCUGAAGUUUCCUCAUCUCCAUCUUCUGAUUCGGUUGCCAAGCCGUGUCCUGCUAAGGUUCAAGUGGUUUCGAAAUCUGUAUCCGACCGCCUUCUCGACAAGUUCUUCGAUGUGUCUGAAUUCAACUUUGAUUACUCCAAGAGUGGAAUUUGGUCUCCCCCUGUUAAAAGAAGUGCCUUUCUAAGCUCCCCUGGAAGGAUAUUCAAUGAACAAGAGAUGCUCGAAAGGCCCAAAGUUGUAAUGGACAGACGUCGUAGUAGUAGAAGAUUCAAUGUUUGUUUCAACGCAUUUUGCUGUUCUUGAAGCAACCAUUGGAACUUUUCAUUGGUUACCCUGUAAGUUCAUUUUAACAACAAAAGGAG
Hibiscus syriacus is the source of this 499-nucleotide messenger RNA. RefSeq lists its product as uncharacterized. Lineage: Eukaryota; Viridiplantae; Streptophyta; Magnoliopsida; Malvales; Malvaceae. The transcript is spliced from 2 exons. The record is from RefSeq and is a predicted model, not a curated record. The coding region runs from base 123 to 440 and encodes 105 amino acids.